AUGAAAGGUAGAGCCACGAUCUGGGACUGUGUCGGAUCGGUUGUGACCGGAUACGGGGAUCGGGGUACUGGCAGAGCAUGGCGAAUCUCUUGGUUGGCGGCAGAAGAGUACCAUGCAGGCAAGUCGUUAGAGAAAAAGUCGUCAUCUAGCUGGCUGGACGCUGACGGAGUUCCUGGCAGUUUACCACAGGGCGAUCAGCACCCCGAGGCCAGGAGAUCAACAGCUUGCUGGGUCAAGUCGGACUGCAAAUUCUGCUCAGAAGCCACGAGUAAGCGGGGGUUGAUACCAGUGCAUUCUGCUACCCGCACUCCCAUCCCAGUCCACACCAGACUUUUGAGACGACUGUACGAGGCAAUCAAGUUUGAGGAGGCUCUGGGCAGAGCCUGCGAACAAGAUCCCGUCUUCCUCGGCAGGACCUCUGUGGAUCCUCCUGUGGAUUUCUCAGACGACGCUGAAAAGGCUUACAAGUCGUAUGUGAACAAACUUGCACACGUCUGCGAUGUGAGACGUGGCGGAGCCACUGUCACCGGCGUCGCCAUCCUGCAGGAUGUCGACGGCGUUAUUUAUGUCCUUGGCUCCAAUGAACGUUCGCCGGCAGCUCUUACGGAAUUGGGCCAGUUCGUGCAGUCCCUCUUUGGUCUUGUGCAGAGCGUCCAAGACGCCCCUCCGGACCCAGUGUCGCUCUUCACUAGGAUCUUCCCCCACAUCCUUGAAUACAACCAACCACGCAUAAGGAGUUAUCUCAGUCGCAUGCCCGAAGAAAUUGACAGAUGCGUGGCGGAUCUUAAAAGCAUGUCUGUGGAAGCAAAACGAACAGUGGACGUAGGUGAAAGAUUUCCAUCAUUAGAUUUCGUGGGUGGCAGCAUUCUCAUCCUAUCUUUUACGGACCACCUGGAAGCAUUUUUCAUCGAGCUCCGCAAACUCGUCACACGGGUUCAGCGAGCCAGAAGUGAGGAGGGUGAAGAACAUUCCAAGGGUAUGCUUUCUACUGGCCCUCCCCUCUCAUCCUGGUCUUUUCCUUCAGCCCUGCUCACCGAAGUGUCUGCCGCAGUCUUCGCCGAUGUCAUCAUACCAGAGGUCAUGGUGAAGACAUUUUCCUGGCAUCCAGAGAGGCUACAGUCAACCCAUCGAUAUAUUGGCGUCAGCUACGUCAUCUCAUGGCCGCGUCUGAGAGCUUACCACGUCUCCGCCCGAUCCAUCAUCAGCGCACAUAGAUGCUGGCCUCAGCUCUUUGACCAUGCACAGAUCAUCGUUGUGCCAUCCAGCACUCCGUACCCUAACCCUUUGAAGAAGGCAAGAAUGGCAACUGCUUCUGAGAUGCUAGGACGCAUGGUACCAGCCGCUGAGGUCGAGCUGAGACAAGCUGAGGCUCGCGUGCUCAAACCCUUCGGUCUCGACGCCUUCCUCAUCGAAGCAUGUAAGCAGGAGUCAUUCACGCCACUCGUACAUGGCGAGGUGCUUGUACACAACGUUGUCCGCACAUACCUGCUCGAGAACCAGGACGUGACGUACUGGAACAACUGGCGCUACGUUGGCAGCAGCAAGCCCACCUGCCGACUUUGUGCGUACUACUUCUCCGAGAUCACCGACGUGACGGUGCGGGAGUCCCCUGGCAACCUCUAUGCCAAGUGGCGCGCACCCGAUGUCUACGACGAGGCUGGUGCCCAGCGCCGUGAUGAAAUUCUGAACGCCAUCGCCAAGCUCAUCCGACAAGACGCCCUCCGCACACUGUCGAGCAAGCUGCCUCGAGGCAGGACUGAUGACUCCAGCUCCUUUCCAACGGUGGCGGAGUACUUUGCUCGAAACGCGCACAGAGCUAUGCCCAGAAGCGAGGACACCGGGAUCCUUGAAGGUAUUCUGCAUCUGCUUGUCAUGAGCGUUGCAAAGGCUGAGCAGAUAAUGCUUUCCCCAUCUUAA
Molecule: messenger RNA, 1917 nt
Organism: Microdochium trichocladiopsis
Lineage: Eukaryota; Fungi; Ascomycota; Sordariomycetes; Xylariales; Microdochiaceae
Exons: 4
Coding region: 1-1917 (638 amino acids)
Source: RefSeq, a predicted model, not a curated record